AUUGUUUAAAAGUAGAUUAGAUUUGAUUUUAAAAUAAAUAAAUAAAUUAAACAUAAACAUAUUUCAUUUGGUACAAAAUUGAAAAUUCAUGUUUUAUGUUCAAAUAGAUAAAAAAAUUGAUGUGGUGUUGUCCUAAUUAAUUCAGGUAUUAGCAUAAGCAUCGGUGUACUUGUUCUUCUGGCGAUCAGCUAUGCCUCGUACAAGGUGAUCAACGAAGCAAUAGCCAGGAGACGCAGAAUGAGAUAUUUUAAAAGGAAUGGGGGCCAACUACUAGAACAACAAGAAAAAUCCGACCCAUCCUCAGUUGGCAAAACUAUGCUUUUCUCUUUACGUGAAUUAGAGAAAGCCACUGACUGCUUCAGUGAGAAGAGAAUUCUUGGUGUGGGAGGCCAAGGUACAGUUUACAAAGGGAUGCUACUUGAUGGAAGAACCGUAGCUGUUAAGAAAUCAGAAAGAGUUGUUGAAAGCCAACAAGAAAAAUUAAUCAAUAAUCAAUUUAUCAAUGAGGUGGUGAUUUUAUCCCAAAUCAUUCAUCCGAAUGUGGUCAAGCUAUUGGGAUGCUGCCUGGAGACCAAGGUUCCUUUACUUGUUUCGGAAUUCGUUUCAAACGGAACCUUAUACGACCGCAUUCACAAAGAAGCCAACGAAUUUCCACUUUCAUUGAAAAUGAGAAUACAAAUCGCUACUGAAGUUGCAAGAGCACUUGCGCACUUGCAUUCAGGAUCAGGAACGUCCAUCCCGAUAUACCACAGAGACGUUAAAACCAGCAAUAUACUUUUAGAUGAUAAUAACAUCGCCAAAAUAUCCGACUUUGGAACCUCAAGGAAUAUAUCACCGGAUAAGACUCAUUUGACUACUAUGGUCAUUGGUACCGUUGGCUACCUUGACCCUGAGUACUUGCAAACCGAGCACUUUAAUGAAAAGUGUGAUGUAUACAGCUUCGGAGUUGUUUUGGUUGAACUUUUAACCGGGGAAAAACCAAUAUUCCAAACUACAUCGGGUCAAAAAACGCAGUUGGCUGCGCACUUCAUUUCAGCUAUGGAAGAAGGAUGUGUGAUCUCGAUUUUUGAUAAAAUGGUCAUUAACGAGGGUACUACGGAUGAAUUAUUGGCACUAGCUAACCUUGCUAUGCGAUGCUUGUGUAUAAAGGGGAAAGAUAGGCCCACGAUGAUGGAAGUUGAACACGAAUUAGAAUCCAUAAGGACAUCACAUGUUCCAUCUAGGGUUGAAGCUAAUAUAGACCACGUGAUGGGCAAGGGCAAGCAGGUAUUAACGAUGCCAACUACUGCUGAAUCAUCAUCAACACCAUUCAAGAGUUUUAAUGAACCCAGUACUAGUCAAUGAUCGAUACCAAAAGAUUUAUCGUUAGUCAUUUAUAAUCCUUUAUUUUAUCGUAUCCUAUGAACACA
This is a messenger RNA of Lactuca sativa (garden lettuce), 1409 nucleotides long. The record is from RefSeq and is a predicted model, not a curated record. NCBI's taxonomy places the organism in Eukaryota, Viridiplantae, Streptophyta, Magnoliopsida, Asterales, Asteraceae.